AUGCUUGCGCUCUCCUCUAUCAUCUUGAUUGUUUUCACACUCUUGUUGAAUAUCACUAGGGCAGCUCCAAUUGACCAAGGCGGACACCUUCAGGUGUAUUCCAACAACAUCAGAUUUGCUACGACGACCCCCGGUGCUGCCGAAAAGCCUUGGUCUGAUCGUAAGUACGAUGUCGUUCAGAGUAUCAAGUUCUUUGCCUCCAGGGGAAAUACCGUGGUGGGCUUACAGGAGGUGCUGAAGAGCCAAUUGGAUGACAUCCUGGAGUUACUGGGUGGUGACUGGGCGUACUAUGGUGUUGGUCGUGAUGGGGGUGAAAGCGGUGAAUAUUCCCCUGUCUUGUACGAUACCACUCAGUUCACAUUGCUUGAUUCCAAGACCUUGUGGCUCAGUGAGACGCCAGACGUUCCUUCCAAGGGAUGGGAUGCAGCUCUACCAAGAAUUGCAACGUUGACACAACUCAAGACUAAGAGUGGAGGCUACACUUUCAACUUUUACAACACGCAUUUGGAUCACUUGGGAGUCGUUGCACGUGAGAAGUCCAUGGCCCUGAUUGCCGGCCUCGAAUGGCAUGACGGUCCAAUCCUCUUGUCUGGUGACUUUAACUCACCUCCAACAGAGGAUGCGUACAAGGAGAUUUCCAAGUACUACAGUGAUACCCGUUUAGUCAGCAAGAUCAAGUACGGUUUCACUGGCACAUAUACUGGCUUUCAAGAUGAAGCUGAUGUGAUUAUCGACUUCAUAUUCGUCAAGGGCCUGGACUCUGACUACUAUGGAGUGCUUCCAAACGGCUUUGAAGAACUCAAGUUCAGUGACCACAGACCUGUCGUUGCUGGGUUCAAAUUGUAG
Williopsis jadinii is the source of this 846-nucleotide messenger RNA. Its product is annotated as endonuclease/exonuclease/phosphatase family protein. The coding region runs from base 1 to 846 and encodes 281 amino acids. Gene Ontology annotation, molecular function: 3'-5'-RNA exonuclease activity. The record is from RefSeq and is a predicted model, not a curated record. The transcript has a single exon. NCBI's taxonomy places the organism in Eukaryota, Fungi, Ascomycota, Saccharomycetes, Phaffomycetales, Wickerhamomycetaceae.